AGCAGGGGCAUCUGACUACCGAGGAACAUGGCUGCGACAAGCAUGACGAAAUUGCUGCGAAUUUUACCGCAGAAUUCUCGCAGGAUUCAACCAUUCUUCCCAUGCUUGAGAUGCACCGUUGUUACCAAGAGGGCCUUUAGAUCAUUUGGGCAUGAUGGCUGUAAAGCGUCAUAUCUGCUGCGAAAGCACAUCGGCAACACAAUUGAUGGAGUUCAUUCGGGGACAUCCUUUGGCAGACUAAUCCACACUAGCCCAGCAGCCACGGCCAUUUCAGAUCCUUACAAAGUACUGGGCGUCCCGAAGAAUGCUUCGCAGAAAGACAUCAAGAAGGCUUACUAUGAGUUGGCCAAAAAGUAUCAUCCAGACAGGAACAAGGACAACAAAGAUGCUGCCAAGAGGUUUGCUGAAAUUGCUGAAGCAUAUGAGGUUUUGGGUGACGAGGCACGAAGGCGGGAAUACGACACCGUGGGUGCAUCAGGCUUUGGUGGGGGUGGCUUCCAGCAAGGCCAGUGGCAGGGCCAACAAAUGGAUCCCGAGGAGCUCUUCAGGAAGAUCUUUGGCAAUGCGGGCUUUGGCAUGGGAACUGGAGGGGAUUCACCCUUUGGGGACUCCAUCUUUGGCGGAUUGGACAGGGGCCACGAGGUGAUGAUGGACUUGACGUUCAGCGAGGCGGCGAGGGGGGUCAACAAGGAUGUGACGGUGACCAUGGAGGACACAUGUGAGAGGUGUAAGGGGAAUCGGGCAGAACCGGGUACCAAGACAACCAAGUGUCACCGGUGUAAUGGCACUGGGCAGGAGACUAUCAACACCGGUCCCUUUGUCAUGCGGACGACCUGCCGGCAGUGCAGGGGCAUGCGUGUCAUCGUCACCGUCCCUUGUAUGACCUGUCGGGGCGCAGGGACAACCAUGCAACGCAAGAAGGUCACCGUGCCCGUCCCAGCAGGUGUUGAGGAUGGCCAGACAGUCCGGAUGCCGGUUGGUAACAGGGAGCUCUUCAUUACGUUCCGCGUAGCCCGCAGCCAGACCUUCAGGCGUGAUGGUGCUGACGUUCAUUCCGAUGUAACAGUUAGCUUCACCCAAGCCGCGCUCGGUGGCAGUCUCAAGAUCAAAGGCAUCUAUGACAGUAUCCACCUUAGUAUACCAGCAGGAACUCAGUCACAUACACGGAUACGUCUACCAGGUAAAGGCAUCAGUCGCGUGAAUGGUUAUGGCUACGGAGACCACUAUGUCCAUAUCAAGAUCCAAGUACCUACGAAACUAACCAGUAAGCAGCGGGCGUUAUUAUUGGCAUUCGCUGAGGAGGAGACAGGUGUGUCAGGAACGAUUGAUGGAACUACCAAGACUGGCGAUGGAGCCAAAAUUGCUACAUCGGAUCCCGAUGGUCUCAUCAGCCAGAUCCGAAGCUGCCUGCACAUGACCUCCGACCUGUCCGACAUCCCAGCCCGCAAAGUAGCCAACAAUAUCGACGAUACAGAGGACGACACAAAGCGCACCUCGUCCAAAUCCUAGCAGUGCGUCUCUUCCUCAGUAAAUGGGGGGGUAAUAGAUCGGGUUUGAGAACAUUGGGCCCCAGUUGGUGUACCAUUGGUGAGUAGAAAUGUAACACACAUGCACAUUUGGUAUGUAGCUAAUUUCCUGGUCAUCUGACUAUAGUUGAAAAGCACACCUGUCUGUGGGAAAAGUAAAGCCCUUGGUUUGCGGAUCCCAUAGGUGCAAGUGAUAUCGUGAGCACACCAAGAAAUGCAGCCAUGGCUAUACACUCAUUUGUGUGGCAUCUGUCAUCUUUGAGGUUGGUUGACCUAUCCCACACUUUACUUCUCCAGCUUGGGUUCCUUUAUUCCUUAAUCUGCAGAAAUCCAAGACUAUGCGGUGGUGUAUUUGAUUUUACAUAAGUAGACAUUAAGACAUCAGGCCCCAUUUGAAUUGGUGGCAUGGUCAUUCUGAUGAAAGCCAGAUCUGAUUUGGAAAGCUGACUUGUUCUAAAGUACCGAAGUUCACUUUACAUUUUAAAAGUUUUUCCUCGGUUUCUCUUUUAAAUGACCUCAAAUUGUCCUGGGUCUUGGUGAAUUUUGACAGAUGGCAAACAUACAACAACCUGAGGUUUUUGAUUAACAAUGUUUUUAUUUAUUCUUGAAAUAUGUAUUGAUAUUAAGGAAAACAUUAAGUAGAACACGCUUGUGUAAUCAAACCCAAUACAAGAGCACUUUGAAUACGUCCUAAUUAGAACAAGGAAAAUUUUUGGUCCAUAUCUUGGAUCCUUUGUUUUCCAAUCUAGGUAAUACAAGGCCCCAGUUUUUACAAGACAAUUUAUUAAAUCCCAAGGAUGUUGUUAUAAAGGGGUUUGACUGUAUUUUGUUUUCCUUUUUGCAUUUUCUGUGACUAUGAUGAUACUGAUGGGAACUGUGACAUUGUGGAAGUCUAAGUACAUGUAUAUGCAAAUAAUAAAUGUUUGAAAACAAUGGUAAGAAUAUUUCGAAGCCAAGUAGAAUCGAACAUUUCAUCUGUCACCUCGUGCAAUUAAAUGUAUUCUUUACUGUUGCACGAAUCCCCUUUUGUUAGUGGAACUAAUAGGUCCCGCUUGCCUAUAAAGGUCCAUCUUUUACAAAAUAGAUUCAUGCCUGAAGCGCUACCCACUGGUAGUACCCCCAUGCAAUGUAGACUGGUUUCCGUUCCAACGUUACUUCCUCAUUUUAUUUGGAAUAACAUACAGUGGAAUGUCGCUAUAACAAACACGACAGGGUCCACAGAAAAUGUUCGGUAUAACAGUCGUUUGGCAUGGCAAUUUUCAGUCACCAAUGUACGAACCAUAUCCAAACUCCGGCCCAUUCAUGUGUGUGUCAGCCCAUUCCACAAAAAGUUUCAAAUGAGGAUUUUAGGCCAAAAUUUACCAGCAAUAAGCUAAAAAAAAAUUAAAUUCCUGCAUUUAAACAAAUUAUGUUAAUCUCCUUUCAUGUUUCAACUUUUGGUUGUCCUUACUGGCAGUAGAAUUGCAAAAUGAAAUCAAUUUUUCUUGUAUCAUCACUUAAAAUCCCCAUGUGACAUGUACAUGUAGAAACAAUUCCACUGGUUCCUGUUCUUAAAAUGGCACUUACAUAAAUGGGCAGCGCCCGGAACCAUUCCAAUAUAGUAGCACUGUAAGUGUACAUGUCCGAAAUUGGCAACAAAAGAUCAGCCAAGCAUUUUUGGAAACAAUAAAAAGUAGUGAGAUAUUUA
Messenger RNA from Acanthaster planci (crown-of-thorns starfish), 3213 nucleotides. RefSeq names its product DnaJ heat shock protein family (Hsp40) member A3 (gene dnaja3). NCBI's taxonomy places the organism in Eukaryota, Metazoa, Echinodermata, Asteroidea, Valvatida, Acanthasteridae. Gene Ontology annotation, molecular function: ATP binding; heat shock protein binding; protein kinase binding. Gene Ontology annotation, biological process: response to heat; negative regulation of apoptotic process; mitochondrion organization. The record is from RefSeq and is a predicted model, not a curated record. Gene Ontology annotation, cellular component: mitochondrion.